Molecule: messenger RNA, 363 nt
Organism: Microthlaspi erraticum
Lineage: Eukaryota; Viridiplantae; Streptophyta; Magnoliopsida; Brassicales; Brassicaceae
Source: the annotation of a GenBank genome assembly
AUGACCAAAAUACCUGUUGCCCAUGCACCUCAUACGCGGAUCGGCAUUUGCACCUUGAAUAACCGCUUAUCCUUGUCGGAGGAUAAGGGAGACACCCAAACUAUAUGGUCGUUACAUCAAGACAAUGUGAUGACAUGGGUCAAAACUUACUCCAUAAAUCUCCGUUCAACUCUCGAUUGUCCUAUUCAUGAUGAAGAUUAUGAGGAGUAUCUUCGCCCGCAGCCAACAACAGGCUAUUGCUCUAUGACUCCAGCGACGACAACCACAAGCUCGUGCUAUACAAUUCUCGGUUUAACUCAUUUAGUAAAUUCUUCACAGCUCCUUAUUUACUGGGAGGUACCGUUUCUUAUUACCAAAGCUUGA